Hydractinia symbiolongicarpus is the source of this 1657-nucleotide messenger RNA. RefSeq lists its product as uncharacterized. The record is from RefSeq and is a predicted model, not a curated record. Lineage: Eukaryota; Metazoa; Cnidaria; Hydrozoa; Anthoathecata; Hydractiniidae. The coding region runs from base 237 to 1052 and encodes 271 amino acids. The transcript has 3 exons.
GGUACGUUUGACGGAGUCUAAGGUGCGUGAAAUUUUUAACAUUCAUCGUUACAGAAAUUUCAGACAGAUUAUAUAUAACGGUAAUUUCCCGAAUUUCUAGAAAAUUCAUAUACAUCAAUAGAAAUGGUAAAUAAAAAAUAAUUAAAAGUUUUUUUAAUAUCAUCCUGCCAUAGCUUCUCAAGAGAAGAGAAUUAAUAAAAAUCAGUUGUGGAAUAUUAAAACCUAAUGAAGAAGAUAUGGCUUUAGAAGGAACCCGUAUAUUUUUAGUUCCCAUUUUGUGGCUUGCUUUUUCAAUUGUUUUAUGCGUACAACUUUUAAAGCAAGAAGAUUAUGAUGACAAUUGGAUAUUUAUUUUGUCGGCUGUUUUGUGGUUCCUGGUUACAUUUGCGGUACAGACAUUUAUCGCCUGGCAUUCUUGUAAUUACGAAUCAAAGCCGUACAAAUUAACAUGGAUAAAUGUCCCAGGUUUAUGCUUCAUCAUCUGUAUGAUUGGUCCAUACUGUUUUGCUUUGAAUAAAAUGACAAAUGACAUCAAAAAGAAUGAAGAUGUUCCUGAUUGGGAUUUCGCUAUUCUGCAAACAGUUAUGCCAGUUCUGGUAAUGACCAAUCUAAUAUAUCCUCUACCAGUACGUGAAAAAAAAAACAAAGCUGCUGGUACAGCCAGUGUUAUGAUUGGUUUCUUGAAUGCGUUUGAUAUCUCAGACGUCAUUACAGAUUACAAAUAUAUUCAACACUACAAUACUGCAACUGAAGUUUGGUUUUUUGUCUCUAUUGUAAUAUCAAUCAUAUUACUCGCCUUUCCAAUUGGUUUGGAUGAAGAGGACGAAGAUGAUCCCAGAGAUGGCAGAAUUUUAAAAUCUAUAGUUUCUUUGAUCUUUACGGAUGUUUCAUUUUGUGUUUUGAGAAGCAUCGUAAUGCAUAAAGAAAAUUCGUUAGCAAUGGGUUUAGUUUUUGCAUACAAAAAUGCAAUUUCAGCAUGUAUAAGUAUUUAUUUAAUAUCUAAGGAGUGCUGUUGCUCAAGUGAGUCAUCAAAAAGUGAUUCUAGCUGCUAAUUAAGGAUAUGAAGAAAAUUGUCAAUCUUUCUACUACUGUAUGAGAUUUAUUUUACAUCAUGAGCCUGUCACAAGCUCUGCAUCAAGUCCUUUCACGCAAUUUGGUCAAAAUCGAUACAAAGCCAACUUUGUAUUGCUGGUAUUAACUCCUCACAUUCUACUUUGCAUUUAUUUUAGCGUAAAUUUGAUGCAUUAAAUCCAAUUCAGUUAGAAAAAGAAAACACCCACCUAAAGUUUUAAUGAGGUUUUUAUUUUUCGUAGAAAAAUGCAAUGCGAUGUAUUCGACAACGAUCUUUGUAUUUCUUUAAAAAUAAAUUUCCCAAGGAAUUCUUUGUAUCUAUAUUCUUUUAUUCUGAGAAAUAUUUUUAGUUUUCCAGGAAUUCUUGUGUAUAUUUAUUUACAACCACUUGCGAAACGUAGUAAUGGAAAAAGUGAGGCUAGAGCACAAGUUUCUCGAUAAACAUGUUUUUUAAGUCGGUAUCCCGUGGAUAUAUCGUAUAUUUCGUGUUUCCAUAGCACAACCUUUUUCUCACGCACAAACAGGCAGACGGAAUACUGCUAUUAUUUAAAGAGACUAGCCUGAAGAGCCAACGUCGAACGACGGU